UUGGUUAAGUAUUUGGAGAAUGGAACUGGAUAAUAUUACAUUAUAAAAGCGUACGCGUAUCGAUAAACAGUGUUACAUUUUUUUAUAAGUUAGUGUCGAAAGAAAUAUAAUUUUUUCUCUAAAUUAAUAUCUUCCGUUAGUAAAGAUUUUUUUUCGGUUUUACACCAUAUUUAUUUUUUGUUAAAUUAUUAAUAAAAUCAACAAAAAUGGAGAGAAGAUUUAUGAAUGUUAUUUUACUUGGUUUCGGUUUCAUGUUUGUGUUUACCGCAUUCCAAACCAUGGGAAAUAUAGAGAAAACAAUAUUGGACAGUAUCACCCAGGAUGACAGCACAUUCACAGGAGAUGGGUACACGUCCCUCGCCAUCAUAUACGCGACGCUGGCUAUCUGCAACUGGAUGGCUCCCUCCGUGAUCACCAUCACUGGGCCCAGGGGGGCUAUGCUGAUCGGUGCUUUGACUUACCUAUUCUUUAUAAUAACGUUCCUAUUUCCAAAAACAUGGCUUCUCUACGUGGCCAGUGUGCUGAUCGGUGCUGGAGCAGCAGCUAUAUGGACCGGCCAGGGCAAUUACCUGACUUUGAACAGUGAUGCAGACACGAUCUCGAGGAAUUCUGGAAUCUUUUGGGCUAUGUUACAAUGCAGUCUAUUCUUCGGCAACCUAUUCGUAUUUAUAAAGUUCCAAGGCAAGACGCACAUAGACGUGGAGACGCGGAAUGUGGUGUUCGGCGCCUUAACAGCCGUGUGUGCUGUGGGGAUCGUCUUCUUGUUGCUGUUGAGGCCGAUCCGAAGAGCGCCCGCGUUGGAUGAUGGAAAGUGCGAAAUUGUGAGCGAGUCGGAAGGUCCUUUGGACGCUUUCAAGGGAGCCAUCAAGUUGUUCUGUACACGGGAUAUGAUGUUCCUGAGCGCCGCUUUUAUUUAUACUGGCGUGGAGUUAUCUUUCUUCAGCGGUGUGUACAGUCCCAGUAUUGGUUUCACGUUAGCUAUGGGUGAAAAUGUCAAGCAAUUGGUCGGUUUGUCCGGUGUCUUCAUUGGAAUGGGCGAAGUUCUUGGGGGAGCACUAUUCGGUAUCCUAGGCAACAAAACGACCCGCUGGGGACGGGACCCCAUCGUCAUCAUGGGCUACUUCAUCCACAUGACCAGUUUCUUCCUGAUCUUCAUCAACCUCCCCAACGUGGCUCCCUUCGGAGACACCAUGGAUACUUCAUACAUUAACCCAUCUCCAUACUUGGCUAUGUUCUGCAGUUUUCUACUCGGGUUUGGGGAUGCGUGCUAUAAUACGCAGAUAUACUCCAUCUUGGGAGGGAAGUACUCGGAUAAUAGUACGUCCGCGUUCGCUCUGUUCAAGUUCACUCAGUCCCUCGCAGCAGCAGCAUGUUUCUUCUACUCCUCCAGGGCACUCCUCUCCGUUCAACUUGGAGUGUUAGCAGUUCUAGCGUCCAUAGGAACGGCUGCGUUCUGCAGAGUGGAGUGGGCUGACAGAGCCAGGAACAGGCUGACGGUGGAAACCCUGGAUGAUAAGCUGUCUCCAGCUACACAUGCGUUGGCAGAAAAUGCAUUGCACUAUGACUGAAUUGGGCAGGAUAGUUAGGGCUAUAAGGAAAAAUUAAAACGAAUCACGAGUUUCGGGAGGAUGG
Messenger RNA from Colias croceus (clouded yellow), 1632 nucleotides. RefSeq names its product UNC93-like protein MFSD11. Bases 207 to 1568 code for a protein of 453 amino acids. The transcript is spliced from 8 exons. Lineage: Eukaryota; Metazoa; Arthropoda; Insecta; Lepidoptera; Pieridae. The record is from RefSeq and is a predicted model, not a curated record.